UGCGCAAGCGCAAUCCACAUUAGGAACCGCGUGGAAGUCUAGAAGGGACACGGGUUCUCUCAGGAGAGCAAAGAAGUUCAUAAUCGGAGAAAGACAAACAUAAUUAAAAUGCUUGUUUUGUUUGAAACUGCGGCUGGCUAUGCCAUAUUCAAAGUACUGGACGAGCAAAAACUCCAGCAGGUUGACAGUCUGUGGCAGGAGUUUGAAACUCCGGAAAAGGCGAACAAAAUGGUUAAACUGAAACACUUUGAGAAGUUCCAGGACACAACUGAAGCCUUGGCAGCGGCCACUGCCCUGGUCGAGGGGAAGAUUGGGAAGAGCCUGAAGAAGGUGCUUAAGAAGGUUGUGGCCAAAGAGGCCCAUGAGCAGCUAGCCAUCACCGAUAUUAAACUGGGUGGAGUCAUCAAGGAGAAGCUGAACCUGAACUGUGUGCACAGCCCGGCCGUGCACGAGCUCAUGAGGGGCAUCCGCAACCAGAUGGAGGUACUCAUCACUGGCCUGCCCCCCAGGGAGAUCAGCGCCAUGUCCCUCGGUCUCGCUCACAGUCUGUCCCGCUACAAGCUGAAGUUCAGUCCUGAUAAAGUGGACACCAUGAUCGUUCAGGCCAUUUCUCUGCUGGAUGACCUGGAUAAAGAACUAAAUAACUACAUCAUGCGCUGCAGAGAAUGGUACGGAUGGCACUUCCCAGAGGUCGGCAAAAUCAUCACAGACAAUUUGGCCUACUGCAAGAGCGUCCGAAAGAUUGGUGACCGCACCAACGUGGCAACCACAGAUCUCUCCGACUUCCUACCAGAGGAGGUGGAGGCAGAGGUCAAGCUGGCUGCUGAGAUCUCCAUGGGAACAGAAGUGUCUGAGGAGGACAUCAGGAACGUCAUGCAUCUGUGUGACCAGGUGAUCGAGAUCUCGGAGUACCGCACACAACUGUAUGACUACCUAAAGAACCGCAUGAUGGCCAUUGCCCCCAACCUCACAAUCAUGGUGGGAGAGUUGGUCGGAGCCCGCCUCAUUUCCCAUGCAGGUUCCCUUCUGAACUUGGCCAAACACCCUGCGUCCACCGUGCAGAUCUUGGGGGCGGAGAAAGCCCUGUUCAGAGCUCUUAAGACCCGCAGAGACACACCCAAAUAUGGUCUCAUUUACCACGCCUCCCUUGUGGGCCAGACGAGUGCCAAAAUGAAGGGCAAGAUCUCCAGGUCACUGGCCGCUAAAACGGCGUUGGCGAUCCGCUACGAUGCCCUGGGCGAAGACACAAACUCAGAGAUGGGUAUUGAGAACCGUGCCAAGCUGGAAGCUCGAGUGCGCCAACUAGAGGAGAGGGGUAUCCGGCGCAUCAGUGGAACAGGCAAAGCUCUGGCCAAGGCAGACAAAUACCAACACAAGAGUGACGUGAAAGUGUAUGACCCGUCGGGUGACUCCACGCUGCCCACCACCUCCAAGAAGAGGAAGAUCGAGGAAGUGGAACCGGCAGAGGAAGAGGAGGAGCAACCUGUGCAGUCCAAACCCAAAAAGAUAAAGAAGGAAAAGGCCGCCGCCGCCGCCGCUGAAGCAGAGGCCCCAGCGGAAGCGGAGGCGGAGACUGGAGAGCCAAAGAAGAAGAAAAAGAAGAAGCACAAGGCAGAGGCCGAGGCAGUAGUUGAAACGCCAGCAGAGCCAGAGGAGGAGGAAGCUGCCAGUCCGUCAGAAGAACAGACACCGAAAAAGAAAAAAAGAAGAAGAAGGCUAAGGAAGCAGAAGGAGAGUGAUGGACGAGUGCAUGAACCAAAUGAAUUAUUGGUUUAAAGUUCUUCUGUGUUUUUUUUUUUAUAUAGUGACUUUGUUUGUGGAACUGAGAGAGAGAAAAAAAAAAAAAGCUUUUUUUUUUUUUUUUUUACUUGAACAAUGUCAGCGAUCAUCUUAAGUAUUCCUAUAUGCUGUUUUCAUGAAAGUCACAGUUGUCCCAAUGGUCCAUUCAAUGAACUUCAUACAAAACGGUUCUUGGUCUCGUUUAAGGAGGGACUAGAGACCUAAUGAUUAUGUUAAUCAAACUGUAUACUAGUAUGCUGUUUUUUAAACGUAAGUGCAUAUUCUAUCUACCAGUCACAUUUUUCCUGACAUCAGCCCCUACAGAUGAGUCAUUUUUUGUAUAUGUAUCUAUAUGUUCUAUUGGUUGUUCAGAACGUCUGCUUCAUAAUGUGAAGAGCAGCAUGUUUGAGUUGGUAGUCCUUUCUAAAGCUGUCAGAGGGGUUUCAGGUCCCCGGAUGUGCAUCCGGUGGAGUCCUGGAUAAUAAAUGACUAUUUCUGUA
Molecule: messenger RNA, 2279 nt
Organism: Clupea harengus (Atlantic herring)
Lineage: Eukaryota; Metazoa; Chordata; Actinopteri; Clupeiformes; Clupeidae
Gene: nop58
Product: NOP58 ribonucleoprotein homolog (yeast)
Cellular component (GO): small-subunit processome; box C/D methylation guide snoRNP complex
Molecular function (GO): snoRNA binding
Source: RefSeq, a predicted model, not a curated record